CAUUCUUAUUGUGGUUACAGAUUUCAGCAGCUCACAAACUAAUCUCCAUUGCCUGCUGUGCUGGAAGGUGACAUAAUCCCCUCGCUAACAGGCUGGGAGACAGCACCGGCCAAUCAGAUGGCAUCGCCCAGUGACCAAUAAAGAGGCAGCUUACAUCCCAGCUUGUGGCAAGCAAGUGGUUCUGGUACCCAGGCAGCAGAGCUCCAGCUCGGCUAUGUGCGAGUGUCAGCCUGCGCCUGAUUUACGGCUCUGCUGAAAAGGGAUUUUUUUUUUCCCAGCAACAUCAGCAACAAGUCAGAAACAACAUCUUUGGGCAUUUGAGGUGAUGCAACAGAAAUCCUUUGAAGGAAGUAAACCUGCAUGGCCAGACUCUGUGAGAAAUGGCAACAUAUACAAGCCUUUCCGCUGCCCACAGUGUGGAGAAAAUGCCCGUUUCAGAAGCUUGUCUUCCUUGAGGGCGCAUCUAGACUUCAUGCACAGCUAUGAGGAAAGGUAUUUUUGUGGGAAAUCGGGCAUUUUUUGUGCCCUAAAUGAUAACGACCUUAAAGCGUCCAUAGGACCUCUGCAGGAGACGCAGAUAUAUGCUACAGAUAACGACUUAAAACCAAAAAGUAGCUCCCUGUCUUUUCAUGACCUGACAAACGAGUGCCGAAAGAUAAGCGUUCCCAUGGAAGUGUCUGAAAGGCCUUCACCUCUCCCCAAAAACCCUUAUCCACCUGACUCCCCAGGCCUUCAUAAUUCUCUCUCGGAGUUUCCUGCAAACAGGACUAAGCUGGAGCAGCGAGAGAAGGAUAUGCUCGACCAAAUCGUAGAAACUGUGGAUAAGACCAUCGAGAAAAGAAUUGAGAAACUUAACAAAGAACUUUGCCAAAAAACUUCAGAGCUGCUGGAAGUUCGGGCAGCUUUUCUGCAGCUCUCUCAGAAGAAACAGGAGGUCCAGCGGCGAGAGCGGGCACUCAGCCGGCAGGUUGACGUUGCGGUUGAGUUGAUUGCAGUGCUCAGGCAGCGGCUGACUGAAUCUGAGCAGGAACUUCAGAGGAAGGAGGAGCAAGUUGUUUCAAUCAACCACUUUCUGGAGGCGGCAGCUGAAAAGGAGUUUUACGGUAAAAGGCGGCUACAGCAUUUCAUCGAGAAUCUCCUACAGCGAGUGGAACUUGCCGAAAAACAGCUGGAAUAUUAUCAGAGUCGUCAGAUCAAGAACAGCCAAGCAAGCGUUGGUGAUGCAAUAGUUGGGCCAGUUCCAGCUAACAAGAAAAGCAAGUGCCAAAACCGUGGCAGUCACCACCCCGUAAAUGUUGUUCCUGAUGCCAAAGCUCCAUCUGCACAGAAAGGUCGAUCCUAUAUAAAUCGAGUGGGGAUCCAACCCAUGAAAUUGCUACACGAGUCUUCCGACUAUCCGAGGGACCUCUGGAAGCCACAGAAGAAAGGUGAUCCUUUGGUGUCCGCCAGAAAACUUCACAGCAAGUCCAAACUGGGGAAGAAAUCGGGCCCGUGCAGUAGUGUUUACAAGCAAUAUUAAAUCUUACAGAUAUAUUUUACACUUUCAUAAAGCCAGAAAAGCAUCGCUUUAAGGGCCAUUUAACAAGAUUGUUUUAGCUGGCAUAUGAUGUCCAUGGCAUGUUGCUGUGUCUGUAUGCAGGAUGAUUGGAUAUCACUUGGAGUUCCCAAUUGUAUCACUAGGUAUAAACUAAAUUCGUACGAGAUUUAGUUGCCUGUGUGAUGCUUCAUUUUCAUGUGCAUCACAUGAGUAGGCAAGCACUAUGUACAGUAGGAAAUGGCCCUAAGUUUCCUUAACAAGAUGCUAUUGAUUUGUAUAAAGUUGUAAUGAUAUGA
Xenopus tropicalis (tropical clawed frog) is the source of this 1833-nucleotide messenger RNA. It is a transcript of the gene znf365, whose product is annotated as zinc finger protein 365. The transcript is spliced from 5 exons. Lineage: Eukaryota; Metazoa; Chordata; Amphibia; Anura; Pipidae. The record is from RefSeq and is a predicted model, not a curated record. The coding region runs from base 326 to 1519 and encodes 397 amino acids.